Messenger RNA from Aegilops tauschii subsp. strangulata, 1449 nucleotides. Lineage: Eukaryota; Viridiplantae; Streptophyta; Magnoliopsida; Poales; Poaceae. The record is from RefSeq and is a predicted model, not a curated record.
AUGGACGGCGACCGGAGGGUCUCCCUGUUCGACCUCGGCGUCUUCUCACAGCACAACAGAACCUGCCCGUUCGUCGGCCGGAAUCUCACCCUCCCGUCCGGCUCCCACCCGACGCUUUCAAUCACCGCCAGCGACACCAACCUCACCUUCUUGGUGAACUGCUCCUACAUCGACGACAGCGCUGGAGCGGGACACCUCAUCGACUGCCUCAACAACGAGGAACGCAAGAGCACUUACGUGUUCCACGGCGACUUGCUCCCGUACGACUACACCACCCAAUGCGAGAAAGUCAUCGCAAUGCCGGUUCUGAGCACGUCUUUGCGUGGCGGUACAACUUCGAAACUGCUUGACGACGUCGUCCCCGCGCUGAAGAAAGGCUUCGAGCUUAGAUGGUGGAGGGCGGCGGCGGGGAGUGAGUGCGGGGGCUGCGAGAACGGCGAGGGUUUCUGCGUCCACAGGCGGGAGGCGGGAAAGAAAUCAGGGAGGUUCACGUGCGUGGCUAAUGCCAGUGCUCUCGCACCCAAAUCUUCAGUUAACAAGGAGGGUACUGUACUGAAGAUUGUAUUACCAAUAGCUGCUGGUCUUUUGAUUCUCACAUGUGCAUCUUUUGUAUGGGCAUACAAGUCAAGAGGUGAACGGAGAAUCAACGAUAUUCAGAACAAUGAUCCACAACAACCCUUGAACAUAUUCACGCUCAAUGAACUUGAGAUAAAUAUAGAGCUUCCUUUGGUUAGUUUUGAAGAGAUCAGUAUUGCAACAAAUAAUUUCUCAAACAGCAACAUGAUUGGCAGAGGUGGUUUCGGAGUAGUUUAUAAGGGGAUUUUCGGAGGUGGAAAGGAAGCCGCUGUAGAAAGACUCGGUAAGAGUUCUAGGCAAGGGGCCGAUGAGUUCAAAAAUGAGGUGAUCUUGAUUGCCAAAUUGCAACAUAGGAAUCUCGUUCGGCUUCUUGCCUAUUGUACUCACGAGGAUGAGAAGUUGCUAGUCUAUGAAUACCUGCAUAAUAAAAGUUUGGACGCCUUCCUUUUUGACACUACAAGGAGAUCCAUACUUGAUUGGCCAACCUGGUUCAAGGUAAUUAAAGGGCUUGCAAGGGGGCUUCUUUAUCUGCACCAAGAUUCGAGGUUGACAAUAAUUCAUAGAGAUCUCAAAGCAAGCAAAGUCUUGCUAGAUGCAAACAUGAACCCCAAAAUAUCUGAUUUUGGUCUAGCAAAGAUAUUUGGGGGAAAUGAGCCAGAAGAUAAAACUACCCACAUUGUUGGGACAAACAGUUACAUGUCUCCUGAGUACGCAAGGGAAGGUUUCUUUUCCGUCAAGUCUGACACCUAUAGCUUUGGUGUCCUACUGUUGGAGAUUAUAAGCGGAUUAAAGAUUAGUUCAGCCCAUCUCAUAGCGGACGGCUCACUAAGCCUUAAGGCUUAUGUAAUUGCUCGUGCGUUGCUACGGGUGUAA